AUGCCAGGAUUUUCACCAAAGCAAUUACGUGACAGAUGGCAUAACUAUAUUUCUCCAAAAAAUUCUUUUGGCCCAUGGACAAUUGAAGAGGACAGAUUUAUUGUUCAAAACGUCAAGAAAUAUGGGACAAAAUGGUCGCUAAUUGCCUCUCACUUAAAAGGACGAAGCGACAAUUGCGUUAAAAAUCGCUGGAAUACUGUUCUAAAAGAAGAUCAAAUAAUACAUCCUGAGAAAUAUUUCAAUUUAAUAAUUCCUGAAAAAAAUUACCAGCCAAUGCCACCAAUUCAGCCUCCACAACCAAAGCCUAAGGAGGAACUUUAUCUUGAUGUAAGGUUUGUAGAGCAUUUUUUCAAACCGGCUUCAAAAGCUGAAAUGGAGCGCUGGACAAAAGGAUCAGCUUCAACUGUUAAAAUAUAA
This is a messenger RNA of Trichomonas vaginalis G3, 417 nucleotides long. Its product is annotated as RNA polymerase II transcription regulator recruiting protein. Gene Ontology annotation, molecular function: DNA-binding transcription factor activity, RNA polymerase II-specific; RNA polymerase II cis-regulatory region sequence-specific DNA binding. Gene Ontology annotation, cellular component: nucleus. The transcript has a single exon. Bases 1 to 417 code for a protein of 138 amino acids. Gene Ontology annotation, biological process: regulation of DNA-templated transcription. The record is from RefSeq and is a predicted model, not a curated record. NCBI's taxonomy places the organism in Eukaryota, Parabasalia, Trichomonadida, Trichomonadidae.